This is a messenger RNA of Perca flavescens (yellow perch), 1548 nucleotides long. It is a transcript of the gene rapgefl1, whose product is annotated as Rap guanine nucleotide exchange factor (GEF)-like 1. Gene Ontology annotation, molecular function: guanyl-nucleotide exchange factor activity. Bases 1 to 1548 code for a protein of 515 amino acids. Lineage: Eukaryota; Metazoa; Chordata; Actinopteri; Perciformes; Percidae. The transcript has 14 exons. Gene Ontology annotation, biological process: Ras protein signal transduction. The record is from RefSeq and is a predicted model, not a curated record. Gene Ontology annotation, cellular component: plasma membrane.
AUGUGUUUGCCCGCCGUCGGCGCUGUAGAGUCCCGGGUAAUGCUCAACGCCAUCUCAAACGGUUUCCUCCUGAACUGGAACUUUUUUCUCAGAUUCAGCCUGCAGACGGAGGGGAAGGAGGGACGGAGGGGAGGGAGGGAGUCGGAGAGAAAAGACGGAGACGGAGGAGAGAGCGAGGGAGUGAUGGACGCCGCGGAGAGGAAGCAGGCGGUGCUGAGCGUCGCCUUUCGAUAUCUGGACACCUACAGAGAGCUGCUGCAGGAGGAGGGGGAGCGCAGCAACAGCUUCCCAAAGGAGCUGUACCUGUGUGCAGUGCAGGAGUUGAGUCGGUAUCCUGAGCUGGUGGAGGACGUCCUCAAACUGCAGAGAUGGACCGAGAUCUUACACUGCCCCUCUGACGAGGAGAAGGAAAGCAGGAAGAAGCAGGUCCGUCCUCUGUUCAGACACUUCAGACGCAUCGACGCCUGUCUGCAGCCCAGAGAGGCCUUCCGAGGCUCCGACGAGAUUUUCUGCAGGGUCUACACUCCGGAUCACUCGUACGUCACCAUCAGGAGCCGCCUGUCCUGCCGCGUCGGAGAGAUUCUGGCUCUGGUUCGAGAGAAGCUCCAGUACAGCGAGGACCAACCGGUUCUGCCUGGAAACCUCAUCCUGGUGGCCGUCACAUCGGCCGGAGAGAAGGCGGUGUUUCGCCCCAGUGACGAGGCUGUGUUCACCACGCUGGGAGUCAACACUCACCUGUUCACCUGCGAGCCCGCCGAGCUCGACUCACUGCUUCCUCUCCCCGAGGAGAUCCACUGGACGCCGGGCGACAGCAAACUGCACGACAUGUCGGCCGAGGAGGUAGCCAAUCAGCUGGUGGCGUUCGACUGGGAGCUCUUCAGCUGCGUGCAUGAGGUGGAGUUUGUGUGUUACGUGUUUCACGGCGAGCAGUCCCGCUGGCGUCCCCUGAACCUGGAGCUGGUACUGCAGCGCUGCAGCGAGGUGCAGCACUGGGUCGCCACGGAGAUCCUGCAGUGUCAGUCGCUGCCCAAGAGGGUCCAACUGCUGCGCAAGUUCAUCAAGAUCGCAGCACUCUGUAAGCAGCAGCAGGACCUGCUGUCGUUCCUCGCUGUGGUUCUGGGUUUAGACAACCCGGCUGUCAGCCGACUACGACUCACCUGGGAGGGUCUCCCGGGGAAAUUCAGGAAACAGUUUCAGCAGUUUGAGAGCGUCGCGGACCCGUCCAGGAACCACAAGUCCUACAGAGACCUGAUCACCAGCCUGAGACCUCCACUGAUCCCCUUCACACCUCUGCUGCUCAAAGACUUGACGUUCCUCCACGAGAGCUGCAAGACGUUUCACGGCGAACUCGUCAACUUUGAGAAGAUGCAUAAAGUGGCGGAGAUGGUCCGGAUCAUCAGGCGGUACCGGAGCAGCCAGCUGGCCAUGGAUACGGAGACGUCCCCGUCCCACCUGCAGACCAAGGCGUACGUCCGGCAGCUGCAGGUGAUCGACAACCAGAACCUGCUGUUCGACAUGUCCUGCAAGCUGGAGCCCAAAGACACAUAG